AUGUUAAUUGAGUUUGACUCAGCAGGGAAAAGUUUGACAGGUCCCAUGUUUUGCAUUGAGGCCUUGUUUGAGUCAAGCUGCCGUCUGACUCGAGCAAAAAGGCCGGGGGCUUGGGUUUUGGUUGCACGAGGGCUGGGAUUAAAACCAUCCCCAACAGUUGCUGCUACUGUUGCUGCUACUGUUACACCGGUACGGCAUCUCUCGGCUAUCAAGUUAAUUGUCCAGAAUUACUCCGCGGCCCAGUCUGUCCGUCCUGCACUGCAAAUCUGA
Messenger RNA from Aspergillus niger, 270 nucleotides. RefSeq lists its product as hypothetical. Lineage: Eukaryota; Fungi; Ascomycota; Eurotiomycetes; Eurotiales; Aspergillaceae. The transcript has 2 exons. Bases 1 to 270 code for a protein of 89 amino acids. The record is from RefSeq and is a predicted model, not a curated record.